GAUCUGUCUGCAAUUUGCUGAACUUCGAAUCCUCGGCGAACGUCAAAAAUUGCCGGGUAACAACAACACUGCUGCAACUCGCACGCUUCCAACAUACAAUCACAUCCCAGAGUAACAUUAUUAAAGAAGCACCAACUGUGUCAGGAGCCAAAACCCCAUUUUCGAGACGUUGGCCGCAAUGAAACUCAACGAAAACACCGCAAUUUCAACUUCCAAGGUGCUCCUCGUGCCCUAUGACGCCCACCAUGUGCCCCAAUAUCAUCAUUGGAUGGAAGACCCCGCCAUCCAAGAAGCAACCGCGUCGGAACCUCUCACGCUCGAGGAGGAAUACGAAAACCAGCAGUCCUGGCGCACCUCGUCAGACAAGUUGACCUUCAUCGUCUGCCAGCCUGUCCCAGUCCUACCUGGUUCCUCUUCGAAUGGUGGUGAUUCGGAGAAAGACCAGCAGCCGCCCAUCAUAGCCGGCAAGGCCGACGCGGCGGAUCGCAUGGUGGGGGAUAUCAACCUCUUCCUCACGCCGUGGGAAGACGACAUCGAUGGAGCGGACAACUCCACGCCCGCCCCGAGUGAUAGAAAAGACUACGUCGUCGGCGAAGUGGACAUCAUGAUCGCGGACCUCGCAAACCGCGGCAAGGGGCUGGGCAAAGCAGCCGUGUCGGCGUUCCUGCUGUUUAUACGGAGGAAUCUACGCGCCAUUCUGGAUGAGUAUGCGGCGGGGACAGGUAGAGGAGUCGCUGGAAAGACGAGGAGGCCGGAGAUGAGGGCGUUUAUGGUUAAGAUCAAGGCGACGAAUGUGGGGAGUAUGGCGUUGUUUACCGGGUUAGGGUUCGUGCAGAGAGGGGAGGUGAACUAUUUUGGGGAGGUCGAGAUGGGAUUGGACUUGUUAAAUGGUCUUGGUACUGCUGUAGGGGAUGAUGCUUCAGGGGGUUAUCGGGAAGUCAUUUAUGACAGGAGCAAGUUGGAGACCUAGUUCGAUGUAAGAUGAGAUAGGGGAUAACUCUCAUGGUUUCGAACGUAGGUUGGAGUAGUUUACCGAUAUCAGGAGGUCGCUU
Molecule: messenger RNA, 1052 nt
Organism: Pseudomassariella vexata
Lineage: Eukaryota; Fungi; Ascomycota; Sordariomycetes; Amphisphaeriales; Pseudomassariaceae
Product: GNAT domain-containing protein
Exons: 3
Coding region: 179-970 (263 amino acids)
Biological process (GO): protein acetylation
Molecular function (GO): N-acetyltransferase activity
Source: RefSeq, a predicted model, not a curated record